This is a messenger RNA of Diabrotica virgifera virgifera (western corn rootworm), 1749 nucleotides long. RefSeq names its product vesicle transport protein SEC20 (gene Sec20). Gene Ontology annotation, cellular component: SNARE complex; endoplasmic reticulum. Lineage: Eukaryota; Metazoa; Arthropoda; Insecta; Coleoptera; Chrysomelidae. Gene Ontology annotation, biological process: retrograde vesicle-mediated transport, Golgi to endoplasmic reticulum. Gene Ontology annotation, molecular function: SNAP receptor activity. The coding region runs from base 139 to 813 and encodes 224 amino acids. The record is from RefSeq and is a predicted model, not a curated record. The transcript has a single exon.
ACACUUGACAGUGACAGAAGCUGUUUAGGUUAUACACAUCAUAAACAAAACUAGAAAAAAAUAAAUUGUUAAUUUAUUAUUAAUAAAAUGUACCAGUGAAGUGAUUGAGAUUUGAUAAAAAUAGCACCUUCGUUAAAAAUGGAUCAUACAAGGUUAGUAGUGGAAACAAUUCGGCAAGAAGUAACUGAAAACAAUUUACAACUCAAAGCCCUAAUCCAAGAUAUUGAUGAAUGUGUGGGGCCCCUAGUAGAACUACAAGCCUUAAACAGUGCAGGGCGUUCAAAAAUAAGUACUUUACGAAAAUUAAUAAGCAAAUUUAGUGAUUUAGCAACUGAAACUAAAAGUACUAUUUUACUUAAAGAUGUUGCUUUGUAUAGAGAACAGUUCGCAAAUAGUAUGGACGCUUUUAAAAAAGCGAACUUAAAAUCUAUGUCAGCAAUAGAACAAGGUACAAAAGAAGAGCUAGUCAAGCAUACAGCUGAAGAUACAGAUGUAAGGCAACGCCAAAAACGCAACAAAGAAAAUAUGGCUACGAUUAGCUCCAAUGUCACAGACCAACUACUCUCUAUUAGUAGACAAUUAGCUGAUACAACCCAAAGGAGUGCGAACACUUUGGAAUCUUUGGUGUAUUCUUCAGAUAGCGUUAUAGGGACUCAAGAGGAGCUCAAAGUGACUUCUAGCGUAAUAGGACAAUCAGGAAAGCUUUUAGCAAAAUAUGGACGAAGAGAGUUUACAGACAAGAUACUAAUGUGUUUUGCUUUUGCAUUUUUUAUAUGUUGUGUUGUUUAUAUUGUUCAAAAAAGGCUGUUUUAAAUUAUGGCAGGCUUGUUACGUAUUUUAAUAAGUUCUACAGAGCACAAUCAUCCUGCAAUUUUUUUGAUUAUUUGAAUGCUAUGCUGGAGCAACGUUGUAACUGCCAGUAGUUUCAUAUGUGGGUUUUCCAGGGACAAUGUUCUAUAUGCCCAAAAUAAUAAAUAAUGUACUACUGACUGUGGGGAAUAUUACGAAACCAUACUUCAUGUAUCUUAUAGUCUAUCAUAUUAAACUCAUAGAUUCUGUUUUUUAAUAAUCAGUUAUAAUGGGUUUUUUUUCAAUUUAUUGACAAAAUCUGAUUUAAAGUUUACAAAGUUGUUCCAGCAUAGCAUUCAUUUGUUAAAUUUUUCAGAUAAAGAUUUUUUGUAAACUUGUUAACCAGUAAUCAUCGGCUUACUGCCAAAACCAACCAACUCCAUUUUAAAAGUUUUGGGAAAUCUACCUUUUAAACUUUAAUUUGAAAUUGAAAAUCGACUGAAUUUAAAAAAAUUAUUUAAUAACUGAAAAAUAUUUUUGUCAUAUUUUUCAAUUAUUAAAUUAUUUAAAUUCAGACGAUUUUUCAUUUCAAAUUAAAGUUUAAAAGGUAGAUUUCUCAAAACUUUUAAAAAUGGAGUUGGUUGGUUUUGGCAGUAAGCCGACAAUAUGUUUAUAAUGCUGGUAUAUAUAUGUACUUCUUAUUGAAAUAAGAUGUCAUAGUUUAUCUUAACAGAGAUUACAAUUGGUGCUACUAUGGUAUGAGGUUACCUGUCCCUGUCUAUUAUACUGUGCAAAAUAAGCCAAUUUUGUGGUUUAUUAUAAUAAUUAUUAUGAUUGAUAUGCCUUAUUCACUUUGUAAAGAUUUUUUUGCUGGCACUGUAUACCUACCUGUGUGGCUAAACAAUACCAUAAUCUUUUCUCAGAAGGGUUUGCACACUAUAAUGAAAAAAAUUAAUAAAA